UGGGAUAGGAGCAACUAGCCGAUAAGCAGCCGUAAUUCCCCUCCCGGCCAGCCGGUACCCUUUUGUCCAUCUCAGUCCGACGUCCGUGGGAGCUGCUCGAGUGCCAACACCCGGAAAGAAGCUGCCCCAGCCCGCCGUGGAAUGAGUUUUAUUAAGUGGAGAUCGAGCGUGAAGGGAAACGACAGCAACAAGAAUGUCAAGAAGACACAAACUGUCCCUGAUGGCCCGGACUCCCCGAGCGGGCUAUCAGUCAUAAAUACUCCCGCAUUGGAUCCUGUCAUCAAUGACUUCAGUUUGGCGUUACACAACAACAACAAAGAUGUCCAGGAAGAAGCGAACCCUUCCAACGGGUGCUCAAGGUCGGAUUUGUCGCUGGCUCUCAAGGACUGCAUGGCCGCCUUGGAUCUGUUCCUCCAGAAUGACUUUGAGGAAGCGCAGGCCCGCCUGAGACCCAGAAUUAAAGACAGCAUGUAUCAUGCCCUGACCUACGCCACCUUCCUAGAAAUGCAGGCCAUGAUGACCUUUGAACCCCAACACAUCCUGGAGGCAGGAGACACCAUGAAAGAGGCACAGGCUAUUUGUCAGCGGCACAGGAAGAAAUCCAGCUUCUCCAAGGGCUUUACAGAAGGUGUGUAUGUGUGUGUGUCUGUAUGUUUAACCAUAAAAAAUAAAAAAAAACUGACGCUUUUCACCGCAGACGAAAUACAUGCUGAAGUCUGUUAUGCCGAGUGUCUCCUGCAGAGGGCAGCGCUCACCUUCCUUCAGGAUGAAAAUAUGAUCAGCUUCAUCAAAGGAGGAAUCAAAGUGAGAAAUAGCUACCAAACGUACAAAGAGCUCCACAAAGUGCUGGAAUCCACCGCGUAUACUCACGGCGACAACCAUUUUCAUUUUGAGGGCGGAGUCAAAUUGGGAGUCGGGGCAUUUAAUCUGAUGAUCUCCAUGCUGCCUACACGAAUGCUCAAGCUGCUGGAAUUUGUGGGCUUCUCGGGUAAUAAGGAGUUCGGGCUCCAGCAGCUUCAGGAUGGCUGUGCAGAAAGCACAUUCAGGUCCUUCUUAUGUAACAUGCUCCUUCUCUGUUAUCACACCUUCAUGAGCUUUAUACUAGGCACCGGCGAAGGAGAUGUAGAAGAUGCAGAAAAACUGCUGGAGCCGUAUCUAAAGAAAUAUCCUAAGGGAUCAAUCUUCUUGUUCUUCGCUGGUCGAAUCGAGGAGAUCAAAGGCAAUUUGGAUGCCGCUAUUAAGCGUUUUGAGGAGUGCUGCGAGGCUCAGCAGCAGUGGAAGCAGUUCCAUCACAUGUGCUACUGGGAGCUGAUGUGGUGCUUCACUUAUCAGCGACAUUGGAAGAUGGCAUACUUCUACGCUGACUUGCUCAGCAAGGAGAACUCCUGGUCCAAGGCCACCUAUGCGUAUAUGAAAGCAGCCUACCUCAGCAUGCUGACAGAGGAUGAUUGUCUGACCUUCGGGGAGACUGCGCUCACUCUGUUCAGGCAGGUGCAAGGUCUGAAGCAGAAAAUUGCCGGCAAGUCCUUACCCACAGAGAAGUUUGCCAUCAGGAAAGCUCGUCGCUACCUCACAGAAAAUCACGUUCCUCUUCCUGUCCCUCCCCUGGAGAUGAUGUACAUUUGGAACGGCUAUACGAUCAUCGGCAAGCAAAAAGAACUGACCGAAAACAUGCUAAAGACACUGGAUGAGGCGCAGGCGAAACUUGAAAGCAUGGAAAGGUACGAGUUUUCAUUUGAUGACCAGUGUCUGCUCAGCUUGCUGAAGGGACUGUGUCUUAAGCACUUGGGACAUCACGAUGAGGCCGAACACUACUUUACGCUUGUUCUCUGCAAUGAGACCCAGAUCAAAUAUGACCACUACCUAGUCCCCAAUGCAAUGUUGGAGCACAGCUUGUUAUGUUUGGAGCAAGGUCGCAAUGACGAAGCUGUAAAACUGCUAGAAGCAGCAAAGCAAAAUUACAAAAACUACUCCAUGGAAUCUCGGACUCAGUUCCGUAUUCAAGCCGCCCUGCACAAAGCGAAGGGCGUGAGACAAAACGGAGUCUGCGUGCCCUCAAGCCCUUAAAGAAGGACACACCACAGCUGAGAUUCCACGUCUGCAUUCUCCCAAAAUGCACCACUCGGCUUUAGCCAGCCUUGUCACAGGGUUGGAAUGGUGUCUUCUUCACAAGGUUAUGGGGGAAGAGGAAUGGGUGAUAUUUUUGUAGUUUUUCUUUGCAUUUGUCUCCUUUACCGGUAACCACCGCUGAUGGCGUGCCAAUGUGGCACUUAUGGCGAUCAUCAAGUAUGUGGCACAUGCACUGGCUGACCUUAACUUCCUCGAUUGAUUGGAAGUCCAGACAUGUCCGGGCAUGUGCCUUAAAUAACAGCUGCUACUACUACUGAAAAAAAAACACAAAAAACAAAACAACAUUGGUCUAUGCAGGGUUGAGGUGGUGGUCUUAAUGGAGACAUGCUGUACAUAAGAAUUGGCCUUGUAAGAACCAUUUCCCUGUGUGUAUAAUGAAUCCAAAGUAUGGAAGUGUGGGGUUGGUUGUCACAGUUUUGGGUAUUUCAUUAAUAUCGUUCCAUCAUCAUGUCUCGGAUUAGUUAUUCAUUUAUUACAUAGAAGCUUAACAUUUUGAGUUGGAAAUCCUUUUCAUAUUUUAUUCAAUUUUAAUUUAUUAUCAUUCAAAGACAUCUUGACACUUAGUGACAACCAUUCACAUGUGGCGUUGGUUGUCAAUUUUUAUUUACUGUAAUUUUCGGACACUAAAUAAUAUCUGUUAUAAGCUUUCAUUAAUGCUCAGUGACAGUGUCGUGUCAUAAUUAUGACUGUCUUAUUGCGCCACUGUCAAAUAAAGUGUUACCAGAUACCAUAACAAGCAAUUAAUGAAACAACUGGAACAGUAACUGAAGAAAUAAUUAGCACAGAACAUAAAUUUUGAUUGUCGUUUACUUCUGUAGCAGUGCAGUGCAUGCUAGGAGGCAUGUGGGACGACAACAGUGUUGACAGCAGGAGGUUGACUGUCUCCCCUAAGAGAUCAGUAAUGGCCAAAUGAAGCUUCUUGAAGCAAUGAAGCUUCACAGCCAAUUGGUUCAAGGCUUCAUGGUGGUUCAUUUGCUCUUAUGACAGUCUUAUGGUGCCGCUGUCAAAUAAAGUGUUACCGGUUAAUAUCUUUUGGUGUAAAUAUCCCAUAAUAUAGUGAGGACGGCUGCGGCUUAUAGUUCAGUCGGGCCUAUCUGUGAACGAAUGCCGUUUUCAUGUCAAAUUUGGUGGGUGGCGCCUUAUAGUCCGAAAAUUACAGUAAAUAGGAUUUUUUUUUAAAGAUGCUGAAAAUCUCCAGAAUGAAUAUGAAUUAUUUUCCAUUAAAAAAAUUUUUAUUAAAUAAGGAACAUUAACACAAAAACAUUUAUUUACACGCUACCUUUGAAUUUGAACAUGUUGACAUAUGUUGCUAGAACACAACACAUCCAUGUUUCUAUUGUAUAAAACCUGAUCUCAUGUCACUCAGAAAUUCUUUCACUGAUAUUCAACUUAAAAUUUAAUUGAGUCCAGAAACAAACAGCAACAUCUUGUGUGUUAGCAGAGUGAUGACAGACUUCAGGUCUGCACACACUGCCUGCACGCUGUUUUCCGACUUGAAUUAUUCUUUAUUUUCUACAGUUUUUAACUGUAUUGAUACAAUGUACACAACUGAGAGCUGUUACAAAACAAUUCCACUGUGCCCUGUACAGUGACAAUAAAAAUAAUUUGAACUGCUGAUGUGUAACAACCAACCCUAUCUUUUUCGCUAAAAGCCUACCACUAAGCCUGUGCCGGUGUGGUAUUCUGACGAUAUGAUAACCUGAAGCCAAAAUAUCAGUUUCACAGUAUCACAGUAUUGCAAUUACAGCUCUAAAAUGUGUUACUUUGAAAGGUCUGGGUUAAAAAAAAAAAAAAAUUCUAAUGAACAGGAUUUUUUUCCAAAACAUUAGCAAAUUGGAACAUAAGUAUAAUGUUAAGUUAAAAUAAAAAAAUUAAAAAAUAACAAAAUAUUCAAAAUAAAUUUAAAAUAAAUGCAGGCCUUUAGGUGAGCCUAAACCAACAGGCACAGCUUACCACCAGAUCAAAAAUAAAUGAACUAUUUUCCAUAAAAAGCACGUGUGUAUGACUCGUACCAUGUUUACAUUACACACACACACACACACACACACACACACACACACACACACACACACACACACACACACACACACACACACACACACACUCUCUUUCUCAACACCGACAGUUGCCAGAGAGAAAAAAACACCACGUUUUACCACCGCUAGACACACUAAACAUGCUGGAGUUAACUCUCAUAGCUGGUGGGAAACGUUCAUGACAGUGUUUACUAACCUUUAAUUUUGUAACUGCAAAAUCAUGUUGGAGGUAUUACCUCCUCGGCAGCCUCCCUCCGCAAACGUGUUUACAUGUCGGUUGGCCCCUCCUCCUCUAAGCCGCGGCCGUCUGUAACUUUUCUGUAGCCUAAGUAUUCCCAUGCCAGUGAUUUUGUUUUCUUCGAUGGGGCAAAAAAGUUCAGGAGUUUCACCUCCUCCCACCAUGGUGUAGCACAGCUGACUCACUGACACUGAGCAAUAAUCGGUGGGGGAGGGUUGAGCGUUACAGCUGCAAGCGAGGGAUUUCUCCAUGCAAUUUUGGGACAUAAAAAAUGGCAACCUUAGGGAUGGUAUGGCGGGAAUUUUUUGCGGUUUUGAAACCUUGACGUUUUCAUACCAUGGUAUACCUUCAAACCGGUAAUCGGCACAUGUCUACUACCACCUUGCUAGAGAAUUCGAUUCUUUUCUCCUCAUGCCUUUAUUGUUAACACUGAAGAGAUGGAUGGGCUUUAAUAACUAGAAGCCCAUUGUGUAAAAACCCAUCAAGAAUAGCAAAGACCUUAAUUUUUUUUAAUUAAUCCUUAAAAAAUUACAGUAAUUGCCUCUUACCUCAAAGUGACAUGAUCCUCAGCAUUCAAGACAAUGUCACUAUUUUCUUUCCACAAUUCUAACAAUUGGACUAUUGAUAUUCUGCAACAUAACCCCUCUGGUGGUCGAGUAAUAGCAAUUGUAACAACCAACUCGUAUGACAACUAACCCUGUUCUUCCCUACUGUACUGUAUGUGUCACAUUCUAAUUGAACGAUAUACAUUUUUCUUAAAGCACCUAAAAUUUAUAACGCCGCCUACGACUACAAACAAAAAUUUUGGGGGUCAUUCAUACAAGUCUUGACUUUAGUACAAAUGCAUGCAUUUUAGGCAACCGUCACCUUACUAAAUGUUUCAGGUUCAUUUCUGUUGAUUUCUCAAUUACCGUAUUGGCCCGAAUAUAAGACAGCCCUGAUUAUAAGCCAACCCCAUCUUUUUCAAGACUCAAGUUUGAAAAAAGACUUUUUGAACACCAAAUUAAUUUUUAUACAGAAAAUAAUUACAGUACAUCCAAAACAAACGAUUAUAACAAUAUAUUUGAGUGAAAAAGCAUCUUAUUUUGCCUCAUUCAAAUCUUAAUAUCUGAACAUUUAAAUAUGUAAACUAAAGUGCAAUCACAUUCGUAAAUGAAUGGCAUAUGGUUUUUGAAAUGUAAAUAAACCAGUCUAUUGUGAUAAAACAACAAAAUUGCAAUAACUGCAUUAACCAUUAAAGUGAAGUCUAACUAACUGUAGUCUUGAAACAAAUCUGAAUAAGGAAAAACAUUGCCAUAAAAUAAUGCAAACUGGUUAAACUAAAAAGAGUAGCUGAGAUUUGUCAUGACAGAACAUCGCUUCAAUGAUAUCUGGCGCCGCCUAGCGUCAUGAAUGGGGAGAGUAGCUGAGCUCUGUCAUGACAGAACAUCGCUUCAAUGAUAUCUGGCGCCAUCUAGCGUCGUGAAUGGGUAUAAUGUCUAGACCGCGAAUAUAAGACGACCCCCUCUUUUUCAGUGUUAUUUCAAUGCAGAAAACACUGUCUUAUAUUCGGGCCAAUACGGUACUUCAGAUUCCAGAGUGCAAUUUCAUCAACUAUGGAAGGCACAUUUUCAUCUAAAUUGUCGUGUUUUAAGAUGGCAGAUGAAAAAAAACCAGCUCUCCUGCUUUGUGGGACACCCUCCAGCAGCACUUGAGCUUGAACAAAAAGGCUAUUCACUCAGAGCAGUGAGGGGACCGCGUGUUUGUCCGCCUUUUGCGUCAUUAACGCGGAAACGACAAGCGCUACAGUGUGAACCUCAACCUGCUGCUGCCCUAUAUCAGCUAUUAUUGAUUACAAUAACAUGUAGAGGGGCUAGAAACAAUUUUUAGUAGCACUAAUGUCAAAUGCUAAUCAUUUAUCUGAACAAAUACAUACGUUGUAGCGAAAGAGUAGAAAUGUUAAUAUGACGGGAUGGCAUGAAGGGCCGGGCCCCAGCAACAGAUGGUUGAAAACCUGGAAACUCAAGAUGGUGUUUCACGUUAGAACUGCUCAUUUAUUCAUGUUGAGAGGGAGAUUCGGUGUUCAUGAUGGUGAUGAGAAGUCAGUUUAAAUGUUCAUUAAAUGUUUCUCAUGUUUAGUUUUCCAAUAACAACUUUUUUUUUUUUUUGAUUGUCUAAAAAGCAUCUGAAACUAUGUUGAAUUUUCCCUUUAGUUUUCACCUGGACAUUUAAACAUGAAACUUUGUGGCAUUGUGAUAUUUGCAUUCUGCAAAUAAGAAUGGGCAAGGCAUAAUGACAUUCCUGUAUAUACUGAAUGUUUUUAUUGUAAUUUAAAAUGGAAUUAUGAGAAAAUCUAUUA
This is a messenger RNA of Corythoichthys intestinalis (scribbled pipefish), 6742 nucleotides long. RefSeq names its product tetratricopeptide repeat domain 39A (gene ttc39a). Bases 142 to 2067 code for a protein of 641 amino acids. Gene Ontology annotation, molecular function: protein binding. The record is from RefSeq and is a predicted model, not a curated record. NCBI's taxonomy places the organism in Eukaryota, Metazoa, Chordata, Actinopteri, Syngnathiformes, Syngnathidae. The transcript is spliced from 20 exons.